This is a messenger RNA of Equus caballus (horse), 8433 nucleotides long. NCBI's taxonomy places the organism in Eukaryota, Metazoa, Chordata, Mammalia, Perissodactyla, Equidae. The record is from RefSeq and is a predicted model, not a curated record.
CUAUCUGCAGCAAGAGCGGGGGUCCUGGGGUCUGCUCUACGUCCUAGAGUCCUGCUCGCGUGAAAAGUAGCCCAGCACGAGACACCUCCACAUCGUCAGGCCUGAAUCACAGUCCCCCCAUUAUCCCCUCGCCCAGGACAGAUAGGCCAUGUCCGGUCCAGCUGAUGAGACUGCGGGAGACCUGCCUGUGAAAGAUACAGGUCUAAACCUCUGUGGAAUGGGAGGGUUACAAGAAACUUCAACAACACGGACAGUGAAGUCUCGCCAGGCGGUGUCACGUAUCACUCGUGAGGAACUGGAAGACAGAUUUUUGCGUUUGCAUGAUGAGAACAUUUUACUUAAACAGCAUGCCCGCAAGCAAGAGGAUAAAAUUAAAAGGAUGGCCACCAAGUUAAUACGGCUAGUUAAUGACAAGAAAAGAUAUGAGCAGGUUGGUGGCGGCCCCAAGCGGCUGGGACGAGAUGUGGAAAUGGAAGAAAUGAUUGAGCAGCUGCAAGAGAAAAUUCAUGAGCUUGAAAGACAAAAUGAAGUCCUCAAAAACAGACUAAUUUCAGCCAAACAACAGCUUCAAAUCCAGAGUUACAGGCAAACACCAUACAAUUACGUGCAAUCUCGUGUUAACACUGGGCGUAGAAAAGCGAAUGAAAAUGUAGACUUACAGGAAUGCCCCAGGAAAGGUAUUAGAUUCCAAGAUGUAGCUGUAGCAGAAACUCUACAACCCAUGCUUACAAAAUAUGGCAACACUUUACUUGAAGAAGCCAGAGGAGAAAUAAGAAAUUUAGAAAAUGUUAUUCAGUCACAGAGAGGCCAGAUAGAAGAAUUGGAGCACUUGGCUGAGAUCCUGAAAACUCAAUUGAGGAGAAAAGAAAAUGAAAUUGAAUUAUCUCUUCUUCAGCUUCGAGAACAGCAGGCUACAGAUCAAAGGUCAAACAUUCGGGACAACGUAGAAAUGAUUAAGCUACAUAAGCAACUAGUGGAGAAAAGCAAUGCUCUCUCAGUAAUGGAAGGAAAGUUUGUUCAGCUUCAGGAGAAGCAAAGAACUCUCAGGAUCAGCCAUGAUGCGUUGAUGGCAAAUGGAGACGAGCUAAAUAUGCAGCUUAAAGAGCAGCGUUUAAAAUGUUGCAGUUUAGAGAAACAAUUACAUUCCAUGACAUUUUCCGAAAGAAGAAUAGAAGAGCUGCAGGAUAGAAUUAAUGAUUUAGAAAAGGAACGGGAACUUUUAAAGGAAAACUAUGAUAAACUUUAUAACAGUGCCUUCAGUGCUGCCCAGGAAGAGCAGUGGAAGUUAAAGGAGCAGCAGCUGAGAGUACAGAUUGCUCAGCUCGAGACCGCCUUAAAAUCUGACUUAACAGACAAAACCGAAAUCCUUGACAGAUUAAAAACUGAAAGAGACCAAAAUGAGAAACUCAUUCAAGAAAAUAGAGAACUCCGGUUACAGUAUCUGGAACAAAAGCAACAACUCGACGAACUUAAAAAUCGCAUGAAAUUUUACAACCAGGAGAGUGAUAUUAAUGCUGAUGAAUUGAGCGAAGCUCUCCUGCUUGUAAAGGCUCAAAAAUCACAAAAAAAUGGAGACCUUUCCUUUUUAGAGAAAGUAGACAAUACAAUUAAUAAAGACCUAGAAUGCUCCAUGAGAGAGCUGCAAGCAACUCAUGCAGAAACAGUACAAGAACUUGAAAAGACAAGAAACAUGCUAAUUAUGCAACAUAAAAUUAAUAAAGAUUAUCAGAUGGAAGUUGAGGCAGUGACCCAGAAGAUGGAAAAUUUGCAGCAAGAUUAUGAACUCAAAGUGGAACAGUACGUUCAUCUUCUUGAUGUCAGGGCUGCACGCAUCCAGAAACUAGAAGCCCAAUUAAAGGAUAUUGCCUAUGGCACCAAGCAGUACAAAUUUAAACCAGAAAUCAUGCCAGAUGACUCAGUUGAUGAAUUUGAUGAAACUGUUCACUUAGAACGAGGUGAAAACCUAUUUGAAAUCCAUAUCAACAAAGUAACCUUUUCUUCUGAAGUUUUACAAGCAUCUGGAGAUAAAGAGCCUGUCACUUUCUGUACCUAUGCUUUCUAUGAUUUUGAACUACAGACAACUCCCAUAGUGCAAGGCCUUCACCCAGAAUAUAACUUUACUUCUCAAUAUCUUGUUCAUGUUAAUGACUUAUUCUUACAUUAUAUUCAGAAGAAUACUAUCACUCUUGAGGUGCACCAAGCUUACAGCACAGAUUAUGAAACAAUUGCAGCAUGUCAGUUGAGAUUCCAUGAAAUUCUGGAAAAAAGUGGUCGAAUAUUUUGCACAGCAAAUUUGGUUGGAACUAAAGGAGACAUCCCAAAUUUUGGCACAGUGGAAUACUGGUUCCGAUUAAGAGUUCCCAUGGAUCAAGCUAUUCGACUUUAUCGAGAACGGGCAAAGGCUUUGGGAUAUAUAACAUCAAAUUUUAAGGGGCCAGGGCAAACGCAAGGGUUAAGUCAGCAAGCACCCAAAACUGCUCAGCUCAGUUCUACUGAUUCCACAGAUGGCAACUUAAAUGAACUUCAUGUUACAAUAAGAUGCUGCAACCACCUGCAGGCCCGAGCAAGGCACCUUCAGCCACACCCAUAUGUUGUGUACAAGUUUUUUGAUUUUGCAGACCAUGAUACAGCCAUCAUUCCCAGUAGCAAUGAUCCACAGUUUGAUGAUCAUAUGUGUUUCCCAGUGCCGAUGAAUAUGGAUUUGGAUCGAUACCUUAAAUCAGAGUCUCUGAGUUUUUAUGUGUUUGAUGAUAGUGAUACCCAGGAGAAUAUUUACAUAGGAAAAGUCAACGUGCCUCUGAUUUCAUUGGCACAUGACAGGUGUAUUUCAGGAAUUUUUGAGUUAACAGAUCAUAAAAAGCAUCCUGCAGGAACCAUCCAUGUUAUAUUGAAAUGGAAAUUUGCUUACCUUCCCCCAAGUGGAUCCAUAACAACUGAAGACUUAGGAAAUUUCAUACUGAAAGCAGAGUCAGAAGCUGUUCAAAGACUGCCUCCAGCAUCCUCUGUUAGCACGUUAAUUGUAGCACCAACACCUAAACCAAGACAACGUUUAACACCUGUAGAAAAGAAGGUAUCUUUUGUGGAUAUCACACCACAUCAGCCUUCUGAGACCUCUUCUCCUCCUGAAGACAUGAAGGAAGUUUCACCAGAAGUGGAGCAUACACCAGAAAUAGAAAUUAAUAUGCCAGCUGUUUCACAUAUUCCCGAGGUUUCUCAAGAAAGCAGCAUAGAUAAGGUAAAAGAGAAUAUUGAGAAAGUGCAACAAGGAAAAGAUGAUGAUGUGUCCUUACUGUCCGAGGGUCAGCUUGCAGAACGAAGUUUGCCUUCUUCUGAAGAUGAAACGGAAAUAACUGAAGAAUUGGAACCAGAAGAUGAAGAAGACAGAUCAGCUUCUGACAGUGAUGAGUGUAUUAUUCCAGGUCCUGUCUCCAGGAGUAUCAAACAGCCAUCAGAAAAAAUUCAGAUUGAGAUCAUAGCUCUAAGCCUUAAUGAUUCUCGAGUAACCGAGGAUGACACUAUCCAAAGGCUGUUCGUUGAGUGCCGAUUCUACAGUCUUCCUGCUGAAGAGACACCUGUGUCGCUUCCAAAACCGAAGAGAGGGCAGUGGGUCUACUAUAACUAUAGCAAUGUGAUCUGUGUGGAUAAAGAAAACAACCAAGCAAAGAGAGACAUCCUAAAAGCUGUACUACUAAAACAAGAGAUGCCUAAUAGAAGCAUUCGCUUCACUGUGGUCAGCGACCCUCCAGAGGACGAGCAGGAUCUGGAGUGUGAGGACAUCGGCAUUGCUCACGUCGACCUCGCUGACAUGUUUCAGGAGGGGAGAGACAUCAUCGAGCAAAACAUCGACGUUUUUGAUGCACGAGCAGAUGGUGGAGGUAUUGGCAAGCUGAAGGUAACGGUCGAAGCGCUCCGUGCUCUGCGGUCUGUCUACGAGCAAUACAGAGAUGACUUGGAGGCUUGAAGGAAACUGCUCCAGAGGCAUCUCCUACUCCUGAGUAAAUGCACACAUGAAAGCUCUUAGACGAGGUUUUUGUAAUUACUCUGUUGUAUAUAAUCUAUAAUUCAUGGGAAGUUGGGAGGGGGGAGGCCUGGGAGUGAAGUGUUCAAGUUUUGUAUACUUUUUCAUUUGUUUAUUUUCCUAUUCCCUCCUUCCCUUGACUGCCACCCUCAGGACUUAAGUUCUCCACAAUGGGCAACACCCUCUCAAUAAUUUAUGCCUACAUGAUAGCAGGAGAAAGUCGAUUUGCAUUUUCAACACUUCCUUAUGAAGAACUGAAAUGCAAUUCCCAUUUUUAUUUUUUAAUAAGCAAAAAGCAUAAAUCUGAGAAAACCUAUGAAAAAGAAAUACUUUUAUGUUAUCCCUAAUCGUCCCACUAAAUGGAAUGCCUAUGAUUAGCCUCAUUAAGAGUUUUAUACUGUGAAGAUUUUAUUAGAAGCAAUAUAUGAAAAUUACUUGGAUUAAUGUGUUAAUCUUCCUCUUUAAAAUGCUAAUAUCCAUUUUAUGCACAUUAAAGCUCAGUAUGCAUUCCUUUGAUGCAUGCAGUUUCUAUCAAUUAAAUAUAAAGAAUAAGACUUGGUACCAACUUAUUAAAUUACUGCAAGUUUUUUGGGUGUUUUCCUUAAAAAUUAACAGUUCUUAGGUUUUUUCCCUUAAAAAUUACACUUCUUCCUACUUGUAUUAUUUUCAUGUAUUUGUAAUGGUGAUAUGGGAUCCAGGGAUGUGUGUAUAUAAAGAGGAGGUAGAUACAUAUAUAUGCAUGAAAUUUACACUUUGAAAACUUAGCUUAUGACAUAGAAAGGAAUUAUUCAAAGUAUGGCUCAAAUUCUGAUAUGCUUAGUUAGAUCUGAAAGGAGUAUCUUUUUAUCAUUUUUUAAAUUUACAUCAAGCUUGUACAAUGCUGGGGUGUAUCUGGAUAACCAGAUCCUCAAAAAGAGCUCAGAAAGUUAAUUUUCUGGCUUUUACUCAGUCUCACUGAAGGAUUUAAUUGAUAUUUUUAAUGGAGCUGUGAGUCAGUGCUGCAAAGGAAUUGUCUCUAGAGGCCUAGGAUAUAAUGCAUUUCCUUUUUUAAUUUACUUUUUUAUUUGUCAUUUUCUUCAAAGGAUUUUUAUAGGCUGUGGGUUUUCACUGUUUGCAAACAGGCUAUGUUCCUUCUUAAGCAUAUGUAAAGUAUUCAGGGAGAUAAGUAAUUUAUUAAAAUCUACCUAAUUUGCCGUGAUAUAUUAAAUCUCUGCUUCAGUGAUCACAGACCAUUUCAUUUAGAGAAUUAGGCAUUCCCUCUUUGUGUGAUUAAAGCUCUGGAAAAUGAGUUCUUUGCUCCUAUUUGUGAACAUUCAAAGCCUGCUAAUGGCAAGAAGAUGGAAUAGAUUAUGAGACAAUUCAUUACAGUUCAACAGAAAAAAAAAAAGCUAUAAUGCAAAAAUGCAAGUAUGAAUAUCUGCAUAUAGUUUGAACCAUCUGUGCUCUAAUGGCUUCAAUAAUGACUCUCAUCUUUAGGGGGCUUUGAAAUGACGUCCGUACAAUAUUAAUUUGUUGAUGUACAUUGUGGGACCACUAGAGUAUGAUCUGACCAGAGAAAUCUAUAAAUUCUGUCUCUACCAUUGGGCCUCCCUGUCUGGGGCCCGCCAUCUCCAAGAAGGAUCUUGCUCUCAUCAAACUCUGCAAAUCUUCCUAACAACUCAUUCCUCUGGAACCUUCUAGAGACCACAAACAUCUGCAGACUAAACCUCUCCAAACCUAGUAAACAGCCACAUGUUUGUUGUCACUUCAGCUGGCUCUGCGCUCGUCUCUUUGGCCUCUCUUUCUAGCUGUCUUUGGCUUCGUGCAGUUACAGUGUCAUUAAGGCCAUAACAUUCCCUGCAGUCAUUUAAAGCCGCCGGUUCUGCCCUGGGCCGGACUGAGUGGUUUUGAGACAUUUAUUGUGGUAUUCUCCCAGGAGGCUUGUGUUAUUGUUUUAUAAUGUUACAUCCCAAACUAAAUGCUCUUUCUGCAGGGAGAAAAGCCGGAUUGUGCUGACUUCUUAUGAUCUCUAAGUGGAAAGGGGAAGUUUUUAUUAGAAAACUCCUGAGAUCCAGUCAGCUGUGUGGAGUGUAUAUCUCAGAUAAAUUAGAGAAUUAGCCAUGUUCCUGUCACAUUCAUGUUUAACAGAAUAGAUUAUUAAAGAUUCCUUUUCUAGUUUUAAAAUACUUGCAAACUACGUAAACUUUCACAAAACUCAUUUUGUAAGUAAUUGAAUAGCUGCUGACACAUUUUGAAGUGGAUAAUUGGUAUUGAAUGCUAUCAUGUGGAAGCUUCACUUGGGUUUCAGAAUCUGUCCAGGAAUAGUUUUUGUUUUGUCUUGUGUUGACCAGAGUUCAGUGAAAAGUUCAUCCCCUUUUGGAUUACAGAGCAGUGGUUCUCUCUUGGUGAGCUGAGUCUGGGCCGUUAAAUGUGGCCUGGGGGCAGGGGGUGCCAACAGUGGCCUUGCUGCACAAGUACGCCAACUUAAGGUAUGCUUGUGUGAACUGACAGCUCCUGGUUAAACCUACACAGUGCUCUCAGCACUUUUUUGAACUGUAAUGCUUUUAGUUUGGGAAUAUAAAUAGAGACGUGAUGCGGUAUGUGGGAGAGUGUAUUUUACAUGUUUUUUUGCCUACUGUAGUAGAAAUGUUCGCUUCCCAGCCACUGUCAUGAGAGGCAGUUGACAAAAAUAAGUUUCAUGGUUUACAGUGUGGUUUACAUACAGAACAUUUCUCUUCACUCUCAGUUUCAACAUAUUUUCUAAAUUAUGGUUUAUUACCGUUUAACUUAAAUUAGUUUUUUUAAGAAUAAAUAGAGAAUAUAUUUAAUCAAAUAAAGAACAGCCACGUUGAAAUUCUGCUGUUCCUGCCAGUCAUUUGGUACCACAAAACACAAACAAUUUCUGCGUGUUGUGAAGAAGCGCAGGCUGAGGAGGGGCCUGUGACUGGGGAGGCUCUGCGUGCACCCAUGUUCCCGCAACAAAACAUAAAUUAUUGUAGUAAUCUGACAUCAAGAGCUGUGACAGUGAAAACCACUUCUUACACAUGUUCUAACAAGAAUCUGAUUAACAUUUUUGUGGAUGUGGAAAAUAGCUUUUUUUAGUCAAACUGGCACUAUUGCUGAAUUUAGAAUGAUUUCCUUAUGCACUAGAUAGCAAAAUGUGAAUCAUGUCUGUGAAAACACAUGAGAAUAAAAUGACAUCUUUGUGUAGCAGAAAACAACCAGGAGAGAGCUUUUGGGACAUAAAAUUAUCAAGUGAUUGACAAUAUCAAGAUGAUAAUUCACCCCAGCUACAAGAGCACAUUUCGGUAAGUCACCCGUGCCUGCGGGCCUCUGACUACCUUAACAAAGAAAGACUAAACCCGUGAUUUAUUAUAGACUGGGCAACAUGCCGAAUUAGAUCCUUGAAUGGGAGCAAACACAGCUUUACAUCCUUUUGUUCAGAGCAAAAACAACCUCCAGGUCAACCAGAAAGCUAAAAAAUAUCAAAGCUGUAGAAACAACUGUUUUAAAACUGAAAAUAAAGAAUUAGAAAACAUCUCCUCAUCCCUAAUCGCUUUUAUCCAGCAAGAUAGAAUUUUCCCUUCCAUUUCAAGGCGCCGCCAGCGGACUGCGCCUUACACUCUAACCUCCUGGGAAAGUGGGCCCACCUUCCUGGUAUUGUUACGCCUUUUCUGCUUGCCCUUUCGUUUUCCAUAUAGCAUUGCCUAACAUAUUAAACCAUGUUUUUCAGAAGAAAAAUCCAGUUCUCUCAGAACGUGGCCUCUUUCCUGAGGUGGACACCUUUGGGCCUUUCUCCUGCCUUUGUCGCUUCUCACUCUUUAUUGAGAGUCGCCGUUCUCAUCUCUGUAACAGCACCGCCUCUCUCUUCACUGAACGCCAGUAGUUUCCAAAUUUGUCAUCUUGACAUUUCUGUCAUCUGUUCUCUUCACAGCUAUUUUCAACGGACCAUCCCCUCCUGCCGGUCUGUCCCCCUACUCAAUUUUAAUGAAAGCACAUUUUUUUCCUUCCUCUUUUCUUGGUGCUACAGCCACUUCUUUAGAUGCCAGCAUCUGUGAGAGCUCCAAAGCUUUCCCAAAAUGUUCUUUUGCGUUAACACUCUUCUUCAUUUGACAUGACAGGGGCACUCUUGGCCAUUAUGAAAUUAAGGGGAAACAGCAAGCUAAUUUUUGUAUCUCUGCUUCUUGUACCUUUUUACAGUGAAGUAACAGAGGCUAUAAUUCAGAAAGCUCUCAGGAAUCACUGGUAAGGAGCUGAAGCAUAAGAAUUUUUUUUAAACUUUAAGGAAAUGUGUCAUUAAAGUCAAGCUUUAUUUGGUGUAAAUAUGUUUUUUUUGUAGCUACAUGUCAUCAUUAACAAUAGGGAAAAUAAAGGAAAUUUUAGAAGAAAAAUUGAGACUACAUAAAACCUAGAGGUUGGAAUAUUUUUCUAAUCAA